CUUGUAAGUUGUAAUACACAUCGACUUCCAUAAAUAACCUUCCAAUUUUUCUUUCUUUUACUCCCAUCGUCUUCUUCCUCCUCUCUCCGUCUGAGAAGAAGAAAAUUUUCAGAGUCCUCUGUUUUCAAACACAAACUACGUCAAUGGAAGUUCACUCUCAGCCCCUUUCCACAUCCUUAAACCACACUUCAUUUCCAUACUCUCUCAAAUCCUCUGCCAUUUACGAUCCUCCUUCUCAGAAUCACCAAUCCUCUUCCUCCGGCGACUCUCCGGUCAUCGGUACUUCAGAAAGUGACGCCUUCCAAAUGCCUUUCUCAUCCGACGGAGACCCCUUACCGACCCAAAUGAUCAACAGAGACGGUGGCGAUGACGUGAACACAGCACUGCGGCUCUCGGCAGUGAAGCUGCAGAAAGUGUACAGGAGCUACCGGACCCGACGACUGUUGGCGGAUUCCGCCGUCGUCGCUGAAGAGCUCUGGUGGUUUGCGUUAGACUACGCUAGAUUGAAUCACAGUACGAUUUCUUUCUUCAAUUACAAACCUGAAACGGCUGCUUCCCGCUGGAACCGAAUCACUAUGAAUGCUUCGAAGGUAGGAAAAGGGUUGUCAAAGGAUGCUAAAGCUCAGAAACUUGCUUUUCAGCAUUGGAUCGAAGCUAUUGAUCCUAGACACAGAUAUGGGCAUAGUUUGCAUCUUUACUACGAAGAAUGGUGUAAGGCUAAAGCUGGUCAGCCAUUUUUCUACUGGCUUGAUGUUGGAGAAGGAAAAGAUGUUGACCUUAAAGAAUGCCCAAGAUCGAAACUUCGGCAGCAAACCAUCAAGUAUCUUGGACCUCAAGAGCGAGAACACUAUGAAUACGUUGUUGUCGAUGGGAAAAUUGUCCAUAAACAAAGUGGAACUUUUCUUGAUACAAAGAGAGGACCAAAAGGAACGAAGUGGAUAUUUGUAAUGAGCACUUUUAAGAGGCUUUAUGCUGGUGAGAAAAAGAAAGGAGCUUUCCACCACUCAAGUUUCUUGGCAGGAGGAGCCACAUUGGCUGCUGGGAGGCUAGAGGUAGAAGAUGGAGUUCUUAAGGCCAUCUCGGCAUAUAGUGGACAUUACAAGCCUACCGAUGACCAUCUCGACAUCUUCUUGAAGUUCCUUGAGGAAAACGGUGUGGUUCUUAAGGAUGUUGAGGUACAUCGAGCAACUGAAGAUUCUGAAAGCUACGAUGACUUAAAGUCGGUCGGAGGAGGUCAAACGAAGGCCGAUUUCAUGAACAAACUAGAAGCACUUAACAUCAAAACAAUUGAGGAAGUUAGGGGAGAUGACAUUUCUUCAAAAUCAGCUCAGAUCUCCCAAGCCGGAGGCAAAACAGAAUACAAAAGGACAUUAUCUGGUGGCCUAAAGAGCCCAAGAGCUGACGUACCGAAGAAAGCGAUAUUGCAGAGAAUUAACUCAAAGAAGAUAGUAAACUCUUAUCAGUUAGGCCAUCAACUUUCACUCAAAUGGACAACUGGAGCAGGUCCGAGAAUCGGUUGUGUUGCCGACUACCCGGUUGAGCUACGAGUACAGGCAUUGGAGCUUGUUAACCUAUCUCCAAGGACUCCUCCUACUCCGCCAGACUGGAAGAGGAUGGCGGCUUUCCCAACCCCAACGACUCCAACAACAAAUGAUAGCUCCAAUGCUGAUGAUAGUUCCAACUUUUGAAACCAGUUGUAUCCUUAAAUCAUUCCUCCUUGUGGUGCUAUGUGGCUACAUAUAAACAAUCUACAAUCAAUCAAGAACGUAAUGCUUCAAUCUUCAUUAUGUUCUGUCAACUGAUCAAUGUUAGUGUAAACUUUUGGAGCAUCAUCUUACUAUCUUAGUAUGUAUAAUCAGAGCUGCUUCUUCUUUAUUUGAGCAAUAAAUUCUUGUUUAGGAUUUGUCUGAGGGUUUGUGUGUUUAAGUGUCUUCAUAAGUUUUUCUUUCCUUUACUUUCUUUCACGUCUCAAGAUGUGAUGUGAUGAGAUGUGGGUGAAGAUUCAAACAUCAUUAUCUUUUAAUUGUAAAUAUACAUUUUAAUAAACACUUUUAUUUUAUA
Messenger RNA from Cucumis melo (muskmelon), 2061 nucleotides. RefSeq names its product IQ domain-containing protein IQM3. The coding region runs from base 144 to 1688 and encodes 514 amino acids. The record is from RefSeq and is a predicted model, not a curated record. Lineage: Eukaryota; Viridiplantae; Streptophyta; Magnoliopsida; Cucurbitales; Cucurbitaceae. The transcript has 9 exons. Gene Ontology annotation, molecular function: protein binding.